Messenger RNA from Radiomyces spectabilis, 1587 nucleotides. RefSeq lists its product as uncharacterized. The transcript has 12 exons. The record is from RefSeq and is a predicted model, not a curated record. Gene Ontology annotation, biological process: protein sumoylation. Lineage: Eukaryota; Fungi; Mucoromycota; Mucoromycetes; Mucorales; Radiomycetaceae. Gene Ontology annotation, molecular function: SUMO activating enzyme activity. Bases 1 to 1587 code for a protein of 528 amino acids. Gene Ontology annotation, cellular component: SUMO activating enzyme complex; cytoplasm.
AUGUCGAGAGAAACAUAUAAUAAACGCAUUUUGGGUGAAGCGCUUUAUGCCAAGGUAGCUUCGAGCCACAUUUUACUCGUCGGUGCAGGAGGCAUUGGCUGUGAACUGUUGAAGGAUCUUGUGUUAUCGGGAUUUCAAUCGAUUGAAGUGGUUGAUCUAGAUACCAUUGAUAUAUCUAAUCUCAAUCGCCAGUUCUUAUUUCAAAAGAAACAUGUGAAAAAGUCCAAAGCUCAUAUCGCAAGAGAAUCGGCUUUGAAAUUCAAUCCCUCAGUUACUAUCAAAUCUCACCAAGCGAAUAUCAAAGAGCCACAAUUCAAUGUGGAGUGGUUCCGCAGAUUUACAAUGGUGCUCAACGCUCUCGACAAUCUAGACGCGCGACGACAUGUGAAUGCCAUGUGCUUGGCUGCCGAUGUGCCAUUGAUUGAAUCCGGAACGACAGGCUAUUUAGCUCAGGCAUACGCGAUCAAGAAGGAUAUUACCGAGUGUUUUGACUGUUAUCCCAAGCCUACACCAACCACGUAUCCUGUCUGCACAAUUCGCAGUACGCCUAGUUCUCCGAUUCACUGCAUCGUUUGGGCAAAGAGUUAUCUGUUCAGCCAACUGUUUGGUAACGCCGAAGAAGACGAGACUAUGCAAGAGGACGCAUCGGAAGAAAAUGCACACGAGCUUGCUGCGCUGGCACGGGAAACAAAAGAGUUGAAUGAUAUCAAGGCUUCCAUGGGGACCGAAGAUUACCCGCGAAAAGUGUUUGCCAAGGUCUUCACUUCGGACAUUGAAAGACUGCUCACCAUGGAGGACAUGUGGAAAUAUAGGACUGCCCCACAACCUUUGAACUACGAUACACUUAGGCAGCAAGCGGCAGCCGCUCAAAAUUCAAAAGAGGAAAACAACAUUGCCCUGGUUGAUCAGAAAGUCUGGUCUCUUAUGGAAUGUUUCGAAAUAUUCAAACAAAGCGUGGUGCGGUUAUCAAAGCGUCUUCAGGCAGAACAAGCAGGCAACCCUGAAGCUAUUUUAAGUUUCGACAAGGACGAUGAAGACGCGAUGGAUUUCGUGACCGCCACAGCCAACUUGCGAGCCAUGAUCUUCAGUAUUCCACAAAAAAGUCGCUUUGAAGUCAAAUCUAUGGCAGGAAACAUCAUUCCUGCUAUCGCUACAACAAAUGCAAUCAUUUCUGGUGUUGUGGUGAUGAAGGCCUUUGCUGUUCUUCGCGGUGAAAUUGCGACGAUGAAACGGACAUAUCUUACGACUGUAUCUCGGCGACCACAAUUACUCAUCCUGGAAGAACCAUCCAAACCUAAUCCUUCAUGUGGCGUCUGUCGAGCUGCUUCAGCCACGGUUCAAGUUGAUCUUGCACUUGCCAAGCUCAGUGAUUUAAUGGAGAAAGUUAUCAUGGCCUCGGCAGAGAAAGGAGGAGCGGGAUUAACCGAAGAUGUCGCUAUUAUGGAUGGAAAUAGGAUGAUCUAUGAUAUCGAUCUGGAAGAUAACUUGGAGAUGAAGUUGGCUGAGCUUGGGGUGAAAGAUGGAACGAUAUUACGUGUAUCGCCUGAUGAAGGAGGGGAUGUUGAUUUGGCUAUACAAGCGAUGUAA